Messenger RNA from Kuraishia capsulata CBS 1993, 612 nucleotides. RefSeq lists its product as uncharacterized. Gene Ontology annotation, cellular component: proteasome core complex, alpha-subunit complex; nucleus; proteasome core complex. The record is from RefSeq and is a predicted model, not a curated record. Lineage: Eukaryota; Fungi; Ascomycota; Pichiomycetes; Pichiales; Pichiaceae. Bases 1 to 612 code for a protein of 203 amino acids. The transcript has a single exon.
AUGAACUCGAAGAUGGUGUUUGAUAGACCAAUCUCUGUUUCCAAGGCUGCUUAUACUCUGGCCGACAAGGCUCAGGAGAACACACAGAGCUACGGAAACAGACCCUAUGGUGUCGGCCUCUUGAUUGCGGGUGUUGAUGACACAUCUGCUCAUCUUUACGAGUUUCAACCGAGUGGUUUGGUGACCGAGUACAACGCCUCGGCCAUAGGAGCGAGAUCCCAAGCAGCCAGAACCUACCUUGAGAGAAACUACGAAACCUUGGAUACCACUGAGGACCAGGAGGUGAUAAAGUUCGCCCUUCUAGCAUUGAGAGAGACACUUGCUCAGGACAAGGAGUUGACUCAGCAGAACACAAGUGUUGCUAUAGUCUCGAAGGGCUCCAAGCUCCGUCUCUACGAGGAUGAGCAGGUGCAGCAGUUCUUAGAUUUGCUGGACAGUACUGCUAACUCAAGGUCUAGAGGAAAUGACGAUGACAACGAUGAUGAGAAGGAGACUGGGGAUGAUGUCAAAACCGAAGAACCAGAAGCCGUGACCGAGCCCGAGCCUACAGUGGAAGGAGAGACCGGAGCUGCUGAAGGUGUUGCCUCAGAGGAUAGAAUGGAUACUGAUUGA